AUGGAAAUCAGCUGUGCCGCGCACCGCGUGCAAUCCGGAAAUGUACAACACAUAUCGGAAAAAUACUUUCGUUCUGCUGUGAAAAUCUGGUUUCAGAACGCGUUUUCACUCUAUGGCGGACUGAUUCGGCUUAAUAUGGAAGCUGCAACAGCUGUCUGCCGUCCUUUAACAUGUCCACAGCUUAUCGAGCAACUCUCUUAA
Molecule: messenger RNA, 201 nt
Organism: Parnassius apollo (apollo)
Lineage: Eukaryota; Metazoa; Arthropoda; Insecta; Lepidoptera; Papilionidae
Source: the annotation of a GenBank genome assembly